Messenger RNA from Glycine soja, 5214 nucleotides. RefSeq lists its product as uncharacterized. The record is from RefSeq and is a predicted model, not a curated record. The coding region runs from base 228 to 5018 and encodes 1596 amino acids. Gene Ontology annotation, molecular function: ADP binding; ATP hydrolysis activity. NCBI's taxonomy places the organism in Eukaryota, Viridiplantae, Streptophyta, Magnoliopsida, Fabales, Fabaceae. The transcript is spliced from 6 exons.
CUAUCUCUCACCAACAUUUUCAUUCUUUAAAAUUGCAACUCCACAUCAUUCAAUUAAUAUUGUGUUUCGCAGCAAUAAGGUUGUAUCUGAAUUCUUGACCUUCUUGACAUCAUAUAUGCACAUAUCUUGAGUUCGAGAAAGGUAUCCAAUCUGCAACAUCAACUACUUUCACUUCCGUUCUUAAAUACAACAACGUCAACAUCCAUCAGAGGACUGUGCAAUUACAAAUGGGGGAUAUCGUUGUUUCCAUCGUAGCAAAGUUAGCAGAAUAUACAGUGGGCCCAAUUUUACACCAUGCUCGAUACUUGUGCUGUUUCAACAACAUUGCUGGGAAUCUUCUAAUUGCCAAGGAAGAAUUGGAAUUAACCCGAAACAGUGUGAAUGAACGAGUUGAAGAAGCUAUUAAGAGGACUGAAAAAAUUGAACCAGCAGUUGAGAAGUGGCUGAAAGAUGUUGAGAAAGUUUUAGAAGAAGUGCAUAUGCUCCAAGGAAGAAUUUCAGAAGUAAACAAGAGUUAUUUCAGAAGGCAAUGCCAAUAUUUUCUUACAAAAAAAAUAGCAAGAAAAAUUGAGAAAAUGGCUCAACUCAACCACAACAGCAAGUUUGAGCCAUUUUCUAAGAUUGGCCAACUUCCAGGAAUGAAGUACUAUUCAUCCAAAGAUUUUGUUCUUUUCAAAUCAACAGAAUCAACUUAUAAGAACCUUUUGGAUGCUUUAAAGGAUAAAAGUGUUUCCAUGAUUGGACUAGUUGGACUAGGAGGCUCAGGAAAAACUACUUUGGCGAAAGAGGUUGGUAAGAAAGCUGAGGAGUUAAAACUUUUUGAGAAGGUUGUCAUGGCAACAGUCUCUCAAACUCCAAAUAUUAGAAGCAUCCAAGUGCAAAUUGCUGAUAAGUUGGGUUUGAAAUUUGAGGAAGAAUCAGAGGAAGUUAGAGCACAAAGACUAUCAGAGAGAUUAAGGAAAGACACAACUCUUCUAAUCUUGGAUGAUAUAUGGGAAAACCUAGACUUUGAAGCUAUAGGUAUUCCAUACAAUGAAAAUAAUAAGGGGUGUGGAGUACUCUUAACCACUCGGAGUAGAGAAGUAUGCAUUUCCAUGAAAUGUCAAACAAUAAUUGAGCUCAAUCUCUUAACUGGCGAGGAAGCUUGGGAUUUGUUCAAAUUGAAUGCAAACAUAACUGAUGAGUCCCCAUAUGCAUUGAAAGGCGUUGCAACAAAAAUUGUAGAUGAAUGCAAAGGAUUGCCUAUUGCAAUUGUGACGGUGGGAAGCACACUGAAGGGCAAAACUGUUGAAGAGUGGGAAUUAGCAUUGUCAAGACUAAAAGAUUCUGAACCACUAGAUAUUCCAAAAGGCUUAAGAAGUCCUUAUGCCUGUCUUGGAUUGAGUUAUGAUAAUUUGACCAAUGAAUUAGCCAAGUCCUUGUUCUUGUUGUGUUCUAUAUUUCCAGAGGAUCAUGAAAUUGAUUUGGAAGAUUUAUUUCGAUUUGGAAAGGGAAUGGGCCUACCUGGGACUUUUGGAACAAUGGAGAAAGCAAGGAGGGAGAUGCAGAUAGCUGUUAGCAUCCUCAUUGAUUCUUAUUUGUUGUUGCAGGCCAGUAAAAAAGAAAGGGUGAAAAUGCAUGACAUGGUUCGUGAUGUAGCCUUCUGGAUAGCAUCUAAAACUGGUCAAGCAAUUUUGGCAAGUACUGGAAUGGAUCCAAGAAUGUUGAUAGAGGAUGAAACCAUAAAAGAUAAGAGGGUAAUAUCCUUAUGGGAUUUGAAAAAUGGCCAGCUUCUUGAUUAUGAUCAAUUGAAUUGUCCAUCACUAGAAAUUCUCUUGUUUCAUUCUCCCAAGGUUGCCUUUAAAGUAUCAAAUGCUUGUUUUGAAAGGCUAAAAAUGAUUAAAAUCCUGGCAUUCUUAAGAUCUGGCUAUAAUUGGAGUUCGUGGGAGAUACCACUUACAUCAUAUCUCACCUUGUCACUGCCACAAUCAAUGGAGUCAUUACAAAAUCUUCAUACUCUGUGCUUGAGAGGUUAUAACUUAGGUGACAUCUCCAUUUUGGAAAGCCUACAAGCACUUGAGGUUCUUGACUUGCGGGGUUCUUCUUUUAUAGAAUUGCCUAAUGGAAUCGCGUCAUUAAAGAAAUUGAGGCUUCUGGAUUUGUUCUAUUGCACAAUUCGGAAUUUGUGGCCAAAUGCUUACGAGGUUAUAGGAAGAUGUUUGCAGCUGAAUGAAUUGUAUUUGUGUAUACAUUCACUUGUAUGUCGGCAAUUUCCGCAUAAUGUCUCUUUCUCAAGAUUAGAGAGGUAUGUUUUAUUUAAUAAAAUGAACCCCUGGAGCCGGGGGAUUUACCGAGGGAUUGACAUAUUGGAGGAACAUAGACCAUGUAGAGCUUUAUGCAUAGAAGGUUUUAAUGCCUCAGUUCAAAGUUUUAUAUCAUUACCAAUCAAGGAUUUCUUUCAAAAAGCAGAGUACCUUCAUUUGAUGCACCUUGAGGGAGGUUACGAAAAUGUAAUCCCAUCCAUGGAUCCACAAGGCAUGAAUCACUUGAUUUUCCUAAUCCUCGAAUAUUGUCCAGAGAUAAAAUGCGUCUUUGAUAGUACCAAUGCUGAUCUGCUGCAAACUGAAGAUGCGUUCUCCAGCCUAGUCAUUUUAAGCUUGUUAGGAUUGGAUAACCUUGAAGAAGUGUUUCAUGACCCCUCUUCCAGAUGUUCUCUCAAAAGUUUAGAAAAGCUAACCAUAGAGAGUUGUAGACAAUUGUACAAUAUUUCCUUUCCCAAGAACUCAAAGCUAUGCCAUCUCAAGUUAUUGACAAUAUAUAAAUGCCCGAUGCUAACUUGUAUCUUCAAGCCAUCCAUUUUCCAAACUCUAGAGCUGCUAGAACAUGUGGUCAUAUCUGAAUGCUAUGAAUUGAAGCACAUAAUAGAAGAAGUGGAAGAAGGGAGUGUUGAUUAUGUUAGCAGUCAAAGUCGUACCUCUUUGAUGCUCCCAAAAUUAAGGGAACUUACUAUUUAUGGAUGUCAGGGGUUGGAAUAUAUAUUCCCUAUGUGUUAUGCUCAUGGGCUAGCAAGUUUGGAAAAGCUGAGCAUUAAAGUUUGUGGUAAGUUGAAGUAUGUAUUUGGCAGUGAAAAGGAAUAUGAUCUUACCGUGUACCAGCACCAGAGUAAUUGUCAGACUAUUCACAUCAAUUUCCUUAAUUUGGAAACCCUACACUUGAUUGGGUUGCCGAAUUUGGUUGAGAUUUGGCCUAAAUAUUUUCAUCUACAUUUUCCAAAUUUGAAAAGGUUUCAACGCACUUAUUGUCCAAGACUGCCUGACUCUUGUGUGCGUAGGGUGAUGAUUAUUGAUUCAGAUCUGCAACAAGACUCAACUGCAACGGAGAAUGAAUUACUAUGCUUGGUUACCACCACAUGCAACCAAUUAUCCGAUCAAGUGCUUUCCUCUAAACUUAGACAUGUACUCAAAUUUAGAUACCUUGGUUUGUUUGGUCUUGGAGUAAAAGGUCUUUUCCAAUUCCAAAUCAGAGAACAUGAGAGCAACAGAGAACUUGCUCCUUUAAAAUUGGAUCUAACUCAUGCUUACUUGGGGAAUCUACCUGAGCUCGAGUUCAUAUGGAAGGGCCCCACAAAUUUUCUAAGCCUUCGGAUGCUUGACAUGAUUGAUGUGAAUGGAUGUCCAAAAUUGAAAGCCAUCUUCUCUCCUACCAUUCUUAGAAGCUUACCAAUGCUGACAAGACUGGAAAUAAUUGAUUGUGAGGAAUUGGAGCAAAUAUUUGACUUAGGUGAUGCACAAAGCCUAUAUACUUGUUCACAAGAAGUGUGCUUCCCAAAUCUCAGGACUAUUCGUGUCCGAAAGUGCAACAAGUUGAAAUACCUUUUUCAUAAUUUUGUAUUUGGGAGUGAAAAGGAACAUGAUCUUACAGGGCUAGCAAGUGUGGAAGAACUGGACAUUGAAGAAUGUAAUGAGUUGAAGUAUGUAUUUGGCAGUGAAAAGGAACAUGAUCUUAGAGGGUACCAGCACCAGAGUCGUCGUCAGACUAAUAUUCACAUUUACCAAAUUCUACGGUUGGGAACUCUACGGUUGAUUCGGUUACCAAAUUUGGUCGACAUUUGGCCUAAAUAUUUUCAUCCACAUUUACCAAAUUUGAAAGUGCUAUGCAUUGAUUGUCCAAGACUGCCUGACUCUUGUGUGCGUAGGAUGAUGAUUAUUGAUUCAGAUCUGCAACAAGACUCGACUGCAACGGAGAAGGAAUUACUAUGCUUGGUUGCCACCACAUUCAACCAAUUAUCCGAUCAAGAGCUUUCCUCUAAACUUAGACAUGUACUCAAAUUUAGAUACCUUGGUUUGUUUGGUCUUGGAGUAAAAGGUCUUUUCCAAUUCCAAAUCAGAGAACAUGAGAGCAACAGAGAACUUGCUCCUUUAAAAUUGGAUCUAACUCUUGCUUACUUGGGGAAUCUACCUGAGCUCGAGUUCAUAUGGAAGGGCCCCACAAAUUUUCUAAGCCUUCGGAUGCUUGACAUGAUUCAUGUGAAUGGAUGUCCAAAAUUGAAAGCCAUCUUCUCCCCUACCAUUCUUAGAAAAUUACCAAUGCUGACAAGACUGGAAAUAAUUGAUUGUGAGGAAUUGGAGCAAAUAUUUGACUCAGGUGAUGCACAAAGCCUAUAUACUUGUUCACAAUUUGUGUGCUUCAUAAAUCUCAGCACUAUUUAUGUCCGGAAGUGCAACAAGUUGAAAUACCUUUUUCAUAAUUUUGUGGCUGGUCACUUUUGCGAUCUGAACUACUUGAAAAUAGAAGACUGCUCUCAGUUACAGAAGGUUUUUGCUUUUGAAUGUGAAACUGAUGACGAUGGUCAAGAAGGGAUUGUUAAGGAUGGAGAAAAAGUACUACUUAAACUGCGACGUAUAACACUCAGCAGGUUGCCAAACUUCAAAGAGAUUCACCAUGGAUUCAAGUUAACAGCUUAUGUUAGAGAACAUGACAUAAAUGAUUGUCCUAAAUAUUCUCCAAGUUUAUAUCUUCACACAGAAGAGGAAAGAUGAGCAUCGAGCAAAGCGUACGAGUGUAUGAGUCUGCGGAAGAGAAAGAUGAAGACUAAAGACUUGAUUCUGCUGCCUUACUGACUUUGUGUUCUUUACUCCAUUGUGAUGAGUUAAUUUGUACUUUUUAAAUUAAUUUCAUUGGAGGAUUAAUUCCUUGCUUGCUUUUUAUUCUUUAUUUUAUUAUUUGGUCAGCUUC